This is a messenger RNA of Anopheles cruzii, 3378 nucleotides long. RefSeq names its product myotubularin-related protein 10-B. The record is from RefSeq and is a predicted model, not a curated record. Bases 250 to 2370 code for a protein of 706 amino acids. Lineage: Eukaryota; Metazoa; Arthropoda; Insecta; Diptera; Culicidae. The transcript is spliced from 9 exons.
CUUAAUGAGUUCUCCAUUCUCCCUCGUUCGAAGUUCGUCAAAGUAUUUCUAUAAAUUUGAUUGUGAACAAAGCAAAACUCAAAUCAGGGCCCAAAAAAACGCGUCGUGGUGUUGAAAUCUCAUGAUAAUCAAUGUAAUCAUUCAUUUACGCAUAAGGAGCCCUGUUCAUCAACCAGCCAAGAACGCGAAACCUGUGUUGUCUGUUUAGUUGGUUAAUGUGAGCAAUACACUAAUACGUGGUUUUAAAAUAUGUCUGAGGGUCGCAAUAAACCGAAACAUAAUUUUACGAGCUACGUCAAACAGGUUGCCGGUGAACAUUUUGUGAACCACGACUACAAACCAAAGCUUUUAUCAGGAGAAAUUGAGGCUGCGCGUGCAAAUAAUGUUUGCAUGUACGUAGGCCCAUACAUCAAAGAUGGAACGAUAUCCGGAGAACGAACUGGAACACUAUUAAUCACUAACUUCCGCCUAUCAUUCGUUUCAGUAGAAAUAGAAGAUGAACAGGUUUCAUUUCAAAGUAAUAGGUUCCUUGGAUCAUCCGAUGUUUCAUUAUCGAAUAUUGAUCGUAUCUAUCACAUAGUUGAUAAGAAAAAACGGCUCAUAACCCCUCAGCUGAAGAAUAGCAACAAAAUAUUCAAAAUAAGAAUAGUUUGCAAGAAUUUUAAAACAUUUACCUUUGGGUUUCAACUGUCGGAAAUUGGCAAAGGAAAAUAUAUUGCCGACGCAUUAGUAAAAUUUGCUUUCCCAGCACGGCACAAUCUGUUGUUCCUGUAUCAAUUCAAGGAAAAAUAUUACAAAGGAACCGAUUGCGAAAAUACAAAAAUGUACAACAACAAAUUCGAUUGGCUUCAAGAGCUGCAACGCUGUGGUGCCGGUGGUUGGCGUGUGUAUUCUAAAGACUGCAGAGUUUCCAACAGUUCUCUACCGAUGCACUUUGUCGUUCCGAAACAUCUUAGCGAUGUGGAGUACGACAAUAUAUCCAAAAGUUUCCGUAACAAUCGGUCCUCAAUUUGGGUGUGGGGCCACAAAAAUGCUUCAUUGGUUCGACUUGCCGAGCUGAAUCCAGAUAUUACUAAUACGACGGUAGAGAACAUUCUUCUCGAGCACGUACGUCGUUGUGACCCGCAAAAGAGACAGCCGCGACUGCUCGAAUUGUAUAAAAUUCUUCCCAGCAUACAAGACGUAAAUUUGAGUUAUAUUAAGCUGCGCGAUCUCUGUACACCCGAUAAUGAUCAACAGUUUAUGGUCCAAGAUUCACGUUUUUAUUCAAUGUUAGAGAAAAGCUAUUGGCUGCUUUACGUUUCAUUAUGCCUAAAGCAUUCGGACUUAGCGGCAAAGGUGUUACGUGACGGACAGACUGUUGUACUGCAGGAAAUCAAUGGACGUGAUAUGUGCGGGGUUAUAUCGAGCUUAGUGCAGUUGCUUCUGGAUAAAAGCUUCCGCACAAUAUACGGCUUUCAAAAUCUUAUCCAAAAGGAAUGGAUAAUCCUGGGGCAUCCGUUCAGUGAUCGUCUGGGUCAUGUGGCGGCUGUAAAAUCCACCGAACGUAGCCCAUUAUUUUUAUUGUUUCUUGACUGCGUGUGGCAGCUGUUGCAGCAGUUUCCUACUUCGUUUGAAUUUUCUGAAACGUUCCUCACCACACUAUGGGAUUCACUAUUUCUGCCAAUCUUCGAUACGUUUCAGUUCAACUCUGAAACGGAGCGUAACCACGCGAUGCAUGCUGAACACAUUGUGCUUCGGCCAGUUUGGGACUGGGCAAAACAGUUCGACGAUAAGGACUUGGCUUUAUUCAUGAAUCCACUGUAUCGCCAAGAAGAAAUCCUAGGCAAAAGUGGCAGAAGUAUUAUCACAUCGGAACCACAACAUAGCACACUUUUUACUUCAGGCCGCAGAAUUUUCAAUUCUAAUGGACAUCCAAAUAGUCAAGAUGGAGAAACCGUGUCUUUGCAGUUUUUACAACCACAAUAUUGUCUUCGAGAUAUCGAAUUGUGGCAACAAUGUUACUUCCGGUGGAUACCUCAUCUACAGAUUAAACAUGGCGGCAUCGCUCAGAGCGAAUUGCUCAACAGAAUACUGGUGCACAACAUUCGCAAAUUAAGCCGAAUGGUGAAAUCGGAACAUUCUAAUGAGCAGUACCAGUCUGAGAAUUUUGGCGAACCAAUUGACGCAUUGGAGCAGAUAUUGUCCUCAAUGGCAGUGCAAACACGUGAUCCAGAAACCACAGAACCUUGUCUUUGCAUUAGCUCGUUCUUUCCUUUCACUAGCAUACUGCCGUCCCCACAGAUUGAAUGCUCAGAGUUGUUAAUCACGAGUAAUGAAAUCAACUUCUCGCACGAUUCCAUGUAUGAAACGGCGUCGUUGAAUGAUUAGCUUUGCAGGCCGUUCGUGUUUGUGUGUGCAAGCCAGUUACAAACAAGGAAGAUCGAUAUAUUCUUAAAUGUUGUAAACUAGGUAGUAGAGGCGGCUUUUAAUCCAAACUCGUCAAAGCUGUUGUAAUAUAAUUGUAAUAUUAAAAAAUGCUGAUGAAAUGAUACGGUUUUUGUAGUAGAGUGUGCUGCUAAGAAGUGUCUGGUAUAGUUUAACUUAUCAUACGUAUUUACUAAACAUCCUAUUACAUUUAUCUGUUUCACCGAAGUUAUUUUGAACUUCUCAAAAUACAAUAUGGGAUGUAGAUCGCUCAAAAGCAACACAACAUUUUAUCUAAAAAUUCGUUUAAGCUUACUAGUACCAUAAAUACCAUAACUUAAUAACCUAAAAUCGUUUAUAUUAUUCGUUACCUCAACCAUAACAAAUUGAAUAUAAAUAUGAUUUAAUAAUUUAAUAGUAGUAACAAAAUAUGUUAGCGGUUUGUAUUUUUAUGCACAUAAAAGAAGAGUGGACUCACUUUUUCUUCAACCUUUUCAACUUGGGAUUAGUGCUGACACAGGUAAUCUCAAGAAAUAACUUUCGUUUUGAUAUAGAAAAUCCUUUGAUGCUUUCCCUUCCUUCAUUGAGUUCGAUCUCUUUUUCUAGGCGAUCGUGCAAUAUAACGUUACAUAUUUUUGUUUUAUUAUAAGUCUUCCAAGAUAGAACUACAUAUUGCAAUGUCAGUUAGUUGGUAUGGUUGUCGGGGGAUACUCUUGUCGUUCUUAGAAGAUCAAUUCGCAUUCGUUCCAAGAAAGCCGACACGUCUGGUUUGAACAUUUAUUUGUUUGGAGUGCAUGUCCGAAUUCUGUACGUAUCAUUUGAAGCGAUAGGAAACACGAAAGAAACAAUAUUUAGUGGUUAGUUGUUUGUUUUUCAGCUACUUUUUAAACAAAGAAUGUAUUCUUAAUAAACUUAAGAACCAUUACACAAUAAGGUCGUAUUCGAAUAAAAUUACAUUCUUUAAUAUGCAGA